This is a messenger RNA of Hippopotamus amphibius kiboko, 2226 nucleotides long. It is a transcript of the gene GM2A, whose product is annotated as ganglioside GM2 activator. The record is from RefSeq and is a predicted model, not a curated record. NCBI's taxonomy places the organism in Eukaryota, Metazoa, Chordata, Mammalia, Artiodactyla, Hippopotamidae. The transcript is spliced from 4 exons. Gene Ontology annotation, biological process: lipid transport; ganglioside catabolic process. Gene Ontology annotation, cellular component: cytoplasmic side of plasma membrane. Gene Ontology annotation, molecular function: lipid carrier activity; enzyme activator activity. Bases 168 to 749 code for a protein of 193 amino acids.
CAGAUCCGGAGGGGGCGGGACGCACGGCGAAGUGGCUGCUCUCAGCUUUGCAUCGCAAUGCACAGCUUUGGAUAACCAACACUGGCAAGCAUUUAAAGGCGUCGUCGCCUCCUCGAACCUUGUAGUUAACCCGGCGGGGGACCCACCCUGGGGACACAUCCUUUGCGAUGAGCCCCUUGAUGAUGGCUCUGUUCCUGAUCUGCCUGGGCUUGCUUCUCGCCGGCCCAGCGGCUCCUGCACGCCUCCUCUCGAACCGGGUCAGUAGCUUUUCCUGGGAAAACUGCGAUCAGGGGAAGGACCCUGUGGUGAUCAAAAGCCUGACUCUGGAACCUGACCCUAUUGUCGUUCCUGGGAACGUGACCGUUAGUGCUGAGGUCAAGACCAUUGUUGACCUUGAAAGUCCUCUGAAGGUACAAAUAACUGUGGAGAAGGAAGUGGCUGGCUUUUGGGUCAAAAUCCCAUGUGUGGAGCACGUUGGUAGCUGCACCUACGACGACUUCUGUUAUUUGCUUGAAAUGUUAAUUCCUAUUGAGAAUCCCUGCCCAGAACCCCUGCACACCUAUGGGCUUCCCUGUCACUGUCCCUUCAAAACAGGCACCUACUCACUGCCCACGUCUGAAUUCCCCUUGCCUGAAGUGACUCUGCCCAGCUGGCUCAGCACUGGGAACUACCGCUCAGAGACCAUCAUAAGCAGCAGGGGGAAUCGUCUGGGCUGUAUCAAAAUCUCCGCCUCCCUAAAGGGCAAAUAAGGUGGCACCCGCCACAGCAGAAGGAAGGGGGUGUGACGAAGGCAUCCUCUUCUUCUGUCUUACAUUGGCCAAGGCCAGAUUCCCCUCUCUGUCCUUUCUCAAGCCCCUUUCUACAAUGAUGACACGCCCGCGCUGAAAGUCAUUUUAUGCCACCUGCAAAACUUUUCGGUGUGGGCCUAACCUACGGGAGGAUGAGCCUGGUGGUUUCUGGUAGCCCAGGAUGUCUAUGGGGCUGGCGGCUGCAUUUUCCUCCUCGCACGCAUGGCUUUCUCUCUAAGAGCUCAACUCAUUUUCUAAACAGUCAAGGAAGGGUGCUAAUAUGUUUUGUGACCCCGUAGUUCACACUGACCCAAUCUUGGUCUCCUCAAGUACCUUUAUGAUUUUUCUCAUUGAUUUUUUUGUGUCACUGACCUAAAAGCAGAGUGAGAGCACUAACAGUUCUCAUUUUAUUCCCACCCCCUCUUACAAUGAAGGGUCUGAAGGAGUUGAUCUCAGUCUAUUCUCCAUUUACUUCUAUGAUUUAGUGUUCUUUUCUCGACUUGCCCAGUUGACAGUGGGGCACAGUGUAUCCUAGAGAGGCAGGGCGUGUGGUGGGAGAGAGACCUGAGAAUGCUCUGUGUGUUUAAGAGAGUCUGCAAACUCAGGUGUCUGCAGGGCAAAGUGCAAGGCAUCAGGGACUGAUGAGGACCACAAGGAACACGCUGUUUCUGGGCACAUCCUCCAUUUUUCCCUUGUGUAACACAAUUGAUCCGAGGCAGCUGCUGCCCAGUCUCCAGCUGGGGGUAUAAUCAGGGAUGUGGGGACUUGGGUGAGUUGAAAAGGGCACAUCUGGUCCGUAGGGACAGCUGCUGUCUAGCUAUAGCCAGUACGUACCACAGGAGAAUGUGGGCCCGGCAUUGCCAAAUAUCCUCAAUUUUUUUUUUCCCUCGAGAAGCCAGAAAUCCAGACUUUUAUAUGAAAUCGAUUUUUAAAUAUUGGCAAUGAAUUAGUUUUUUAAACACUGAUCAGGCUGAAGGGGCCAAACUGACUUGUCAGUGGGGACGUCUGGUGGCUCAUGAGUGGCCGGUUCGUGGCCUUGGAUAUAAGAACAUGCACGCCUUGUUCUUUUAACCUGAGACAACUCCUGCAGCACAGUUUCUCCCUCUAUGAGGCCAAAUCCACAGUGCCCAGCCCUAGAAGACUCCUCCAGUGCCGGGGGAGUAGAGGUGGCCUCAGAGCUGUGAGCUCGGGGGUCACGAGGCGGCCUGCCCUGGCCCUGGAGCGCCACCAGGGUGAGCGGGGCAGAGGCUGAAGCGGUGGACUCACCAGCAGCCACUGCGGUGGCAGGGAUCCAGCGAAGAGAGGGGGACUCAUGUCGGUGCCUGGGGUUGUUCACUGUCCUGUGCUCCCAUGACAGCUUAAUGACCCAUGACCAGCCCUGGCUUCUGGGCUCACAGGAAGCCUGGGAUGGCAAUAAAUCUUUUUAACUUGCUGAGAA